AUGGACGAGCAACAGCCGCCGGCCACGUUUUUCCAGGCGCCAAUCCUGACAAUGCCCGCCUCGCGGAGGACCCUCGGACCGCACAAUUCACCCGUCAAAUCCAUGUCACAGAACUCGUCGGUAAGCGUCUGAAAAGUGGACUAGAAAUGUUCCGAAUUUGGAUUGAAGUAUCUUGGGACAAAGUUACAGAUCGAUCCGAUCAUUUGGUCCCGAUAUGUAGAGAUUUUGGGCCGAAAAGUUAGGGUGUUUUGCAAAAGCUCAGACUUCUCGGGACCAGAUGAUCCGAUCGAACUGAAACUUGGUCCCAAGAUGCUUCAAUCCAAGUUCAAAAAGCCAGCAAAGUUUGGGCCCGAUCAGAAUAUCCAGGCAGCUUUUGCUCAAUUACUAAAAUUGUCAACGUUUUCAUUUCAUUUUUCAUAUUUUCAGGCGCACACAUCGCCGCGGGUAACACCGACAAAAGGCGCGAAUCCGUACGGGGACCGAUUUAUACCAUUGCGGCAGUCCAAUCACGACUGGAACGCGCGUUACUGCUCGAUCGGCAACGAGGUGGUCGUCGAAGAGGAGACGGGCGCGUUCAAGAAACCGCAGGGCAAAUCGUGCAAUCGACAUUUGAACCUGCAGAAUUCGUUGGUCAUGUCUGCGAGCGCUUCUUCGGCGGCUUCCGGCGCCGCAGCGGCAGCAGUAAAUGGUCCCGGUCCCUCGGGAUCUUCGACUUCUACUUCUACUUCUUCCACCGCGUCUUCUUCUUCUUCUUCUUCGGUUCCUGCUCCCACACCCACUCCUACCCCGGUACUUUCAAUAUCCGACACCUCGCCGGCCACUUCAUUCCUCGACCAAUCCCCCGUGGCUCCACCCUCGCCCACCUCGUUCGCCUACCAGUUCGGCGGCGUCACCACCGUCCCGGCCCAGCACCACGGCCAUCACACGACGCCCACGCACUCCUCCCCACAGGACUACUAUCAGGGACCGUCGAACUCGGGCUCGGGCAGCAAUUCGCCGACGAGCACGCACUCGAACUCGUGUCUCGACGACACCCGGAAUAGCGAGGCGGUCAUGCGGGCACUCCUUCGCAAUGAAAUGUUGAGGGAUCGGAUCGACGACGUGAAGGGGCAGGCGACGCAGCAGCCGGAGGAGAAGCUCUCCACGUUCUCGCUCGCGCCCAUCGUCGCGCCGCUUCCGCAGCCGCCCACGCUCGACACUCCGCACGGGGUGACGACUGGAAUGGAGCGGAAUGCGUACGGAGGGAGCCAGGAGGCUCUUGUGUUCCCGACGGUCGAAGCCGGGGUUAAUGAGGUUACCAGGUGAGCAUAAUUGAACAGAUUCAAUAAAAAAGUUCCAUAAGACUCUCAAAAGCAUACAUUUUCAUUUGCAGAGUGGGUUCGGUCUCUCCGACAGUCUACGAGAUGAUGGAGCCCCGUCUGCGAGGCGGCUCGGACUCGCCGAUCGAACUGCCGCCCUCGCCGGCGGGAAGCGUGUGCGGCGGGGAGACGCCUACGAAGACGCCGACGAUGCCGCUGUCGCCGAUAGUGCCGAAGCAGUCGCCGUGCCGCGGCCUGUUCGCCUACAGCGCCAAAACGACGCCGAUCAAGUUCGUGACGCAGCCGACGACGCCGACAAGUGCGCAGACCUCGCCGUUCGGUGGUCCGUUCAGCGUCGACUCGCAAAGACUGCUGCGGACGCCGCGGAAGCCGACGCGCAAAGUGCCCAAGAACCCGUACAAAGUGCUCGACGCGCCCGAACUUCAGGACGACUUCUAUCUGAAUCUCGUCGAUUGGUCCUCACAGAAUCAGCUCUCUGUCGGACUCGCGAGCUGCGUCUAUUUGUGGAGUGCCACCACUUCGCAGGUGAGCAUUUUAAUGGUAAAUUAGUUCAAACCCUAAAAACCCGAAUUUCAGGUGAUAAAACUGUGCGAUUUGUCGACGAGCAACGACCAGGAUACGGUGACGUCGGUGCAGUGGUGCGACAAGGGGGACUUGCUGGCGGUGGGCACGAACCGCGGCAUCACGCAAAUCUGGGACGUGACGAGCCAGAAAAAGGUGCGGGACCUGAGCGGGCACACGUCGCGCGUCGGCUGUCUCGCCUGGAACGCCGACACGAUCUGCUCGGGCUCGCGCGAUCGGAGCAUCCUCCAUCGGGACAUUCGCUGCGACGAUCGGGACGUGCGGAAGCUACAGCAGCACCGACAGGAGGUCUGCGGGCUCAAGUGGUCCCCCGACAAACAGCUCUUGGCUUCCGGCGGCAACGACAAUCAGUUGUUGGUGUGGAAUCUGCGGAGGCCCGAACCGAUACAGACGUACAAUCAGCACAACGCGGCGGUGAAGGCACUCGCCUGGUCGCCGCAUCAUCACGGACUGCUCGUCUCGGGCGGAGGCACCGCCGAUCGGUGUCUGAGGUUCUGGAACACGCUCACUGCACAGCCCAUGCAGUGUGUCGAUACGGGAUCACAGGUAUGGGGCUUUUUCUAAUGUUUUUGAAGAAUUUUGAAGUCUUUUCGGAUUUUUAAUUUGGGUUUUGUAAUUCUAAAGCUAUUGUAGGUUUGCAACGUGGCGUGGUCGAAGCACAGCAGCGAACUCGUCUCCACUCACGGAUACUCGUACAAUCAUGUAAGUUGUCUUAUUCAUCUAGGCGAAGCAACGCGUUUUUUGCAAUAAGGAAGACUACGACCUGUGUCCUUUUACCUCAGGCGUUCUCACGCCUUCGCCUGAAAAGGCGUCCGGCCUGCGGUCAACCGAACUAUCUCACUCACCGUGCCUAGUUUCAGGUGAUAAUCUGGAAGUAUCCGAGUCUGCAGCCGGUGACGAAGCUCGUCGGCCACCAAUAUCGCGUCCUCUACCUGGCGAUGUCGCCCGACGGCGAGUCGAUUGUGACGGGCGCCGGCGACGAGACCCUCCGCUUCUGGCACGUCUUCAACAAGGGAAAUCCGCCGACGAUCACGCGGUCGAAGCUGAAUUUGCACUCGACGCUCCGGUGA
Messenger RNA from Caenorhabditis sp. 36 PRJEB53466, 2971 nucleotides. Lineage: Eukaryota; Metazoa; Nematoda; Chromadorea; Rhabditida; Rhabditidae. The record is from the annotation of a GenBank genome assembly.